Molecule: messenger RNA, 3873 nt
Organism: Aptenodytes forsteri (emperor penguin)
Lineage: Eukaryota; Metazoa; Chordata; Aves; Sphenisciformes; Spheniscidae
Gene: RNF20
Product: ring finger protein 20
Exons: 20
Coding region: 124-3078 (984 amino acids)
Cellular component (GO): nucleus; HULC complex
Molecular function (GO): metal ion binding; ubiquitin protein ligase activity
Source: RefSeq, a predicted model, not a curated record
GAGAGAGAUCAAAAAAGCAGAGACUGAACCUGCAUGAAGAUUUUUUUCCAAAGACCGUGAUAAGUGUUCUUUAAUGUUCAGGAAGAACUUAAAGAAGGUGGGAGUCUAUAUGCUUCGGCCACCAUGUCUGGAAUUGGCAAUAAACGGACAGCUGGAGAGCCUGGCCCUUCUGCACCUCCAGAGAAGAAGGCGGGGGUUGAAGAUUCAGGGACCACAGUGGAGACCAUUAAGCUUGGUGGUGUUUCUUCAACGGAGGAGAUGGACAUCCGGACCCUACAGACCAAGAACCGGAAACUAGCAGAAAUGCUGGACCAGCGGCAAGCCAUUGAAGAUGAGCUACGGGAGCACAUUGAGAAACUGGAGCGUCGGCAGGCCACUGAUGAUGCCUCCCUGCUGAUUAUCAAUCGAUACUGGAAUCAGUUUGAUGAAAAUAUCCGCAUCAUCCUUAAACGCUUCGACCUGGACCAAGGUCUUGGAGACCUUUUGUCUGAAAGAAAAGCACUGGUGGUACCAGAACCUGAACCAGACUCAGACAGUAAUCAGGAGCGCAAAGAUGAGAGGGAACGAGGUGAAGGACUGGAGCCAGCAUUCUCCUUCCUAGCCACUCUAGCCAGCAGCACUAGUGAGGAGAUAGAAUCUCAGCUGCAGGAGCGUGUAGAGUCCUCCCGCCGUGCUGUUGCCCAGAUUGUGACGAUGUACGACAAGCUGCAGGAGAAAGUGGAUGUGCUGUCCCACAAGCUGAAUAGUGGAGAUAUUUCAUUGAUGGAAGAAGCAGUCCUGGAGCUUAAUACCUACCUCUCACAUGAAAAUGGACGUCUGCAGGAGCUGGCUGAUGUUCUUCAGGAGAAGCACCGAAUCAUGUCUCAGGAGUUCUCGAAACUGCAAGAGAGAGUGGAGACGGCAGAAUCCCGGGUGUCUGUUCUGGAGACUAUGAUUGAUGACCUUCAGUGGGAUAUUGACAAGAUACGCAAGAGGGAGCAGAGGCUCAACCGGCACUUAGCAGAUGUUCUGGAACGAGUGAAUUCCAAAGGUUACAAGGUUUAUGGAGCUGGGAGCAGCCUCUAUGGGGGCACAAUCACCAUUAAUGCCCGCAAGUUUGAGGAGAUGAAUGCAGAGCUGGAAGAGAAUAAAGAGCUUGCUGGGAAUCGCCUCAGUGAGUUGGAGGAACUACGCCAGGAUCUUGAGGAAGUAACAACACAGAAUGAAAAACUCAAGGUUGAGCUGCGACGAGCAGUAGAAGAAGCUGUGAAGGAGACCCCAGAAUAUCGCUGCAUGCAGUCCCAGUUUUCUGUUUUGUAUAAUGAGAGUCUCCAGCUGAAGGCACAUCUCGAUGAGGCCCGCACCCUGCUUCAUGGCACGCGCACCACACACCAGCGCCAGGUGGAACUAAUCGAGAGGGACGAGGUCAGCCUUCACAAGAAACUACGCACAGAGGUGAUUCAGCUAGAGGACACCCUGGCACAAGUCCGCAAAGAAUAUGAGAUGUUGAGGAUAGAGUUUGAACAGACACUUGCUGCCAAUGAACAAGCAGGCCCAAUUAAUCGGGAGAUGCGUCAUCUCAUCAGCAGCCUCCAAAAUCACAACCACCAGCUGAAGGGAGAGGUGUUAAGAUACAAGCGCAAACUGAGAGAGGCCCAGUCUGACUUGAGCAAGAUCCGCUCUCGCAGUGGUAGUGCUCUCUUACAGUCCCAGUCCAGCACUGAAGACACAAAGGAGGAACCUCCAGAGGUCAAGCAGGAACCUGAUGAUCCUUCUGCCCAAGUGUCUGUCCCCAAGGCUGCUUCUGAAGAUGUUAAUGAAAUGAAGGCCAGGCGAGAUGAAGAGGAACGGGAGCGAGAGAGACGGGAGAGGGAGAGGGAACGAGAGAAGGAAAAAGAGAAAGAGAGAGAGCGAGAGAAAGAGAAAGAAAAGGAAAAGGAACGAGAGCGGGAAAAGCAGAAGCAGAAGGAAUCUGAGAAGGAGAGAGAGUCCAAAGAGAAGGAGAAAGGGAAGCAUGAAGAUGGAAGAAAGAAGGAGGCUGAAGUGAUCAAGCAACUGAAGGCUGAGCUCAAGAAGGCCCAAGAGAGCCAGAAGGAGAUGAAGCUGUUGCUAGAUAUGUACCGUUCUGCCCCCAAAGAGCAGAGAGACAAAGUGCAGCUGAUGGCAGCUGAGAAGAAGGCAAAAGCUGAGCUGGAAGAACUGAGGCAGAGGGUGAAAGAAUUGGAAGACAAGGAGAAAAAGGAGAGUAAAAAGAUGGCUGAUGAGGAUGCCCUCCGCAAGAUCCGAGCAGUGGAGGAACAAAUUGAGUAUUUACAGAAGAAAUUAGCCAUGGCUAAGCAGGAGGAGGAGGCCCUGCUGUCGGAAAUGGAUGUCACAGGGCAAGCCUUUGAAGACAUGCAGGAGCAGAACAUCCGCCUGAUGCAGCAGCUGCGGGAGAAGGAUGAUGCCAACUUCAAGCUGAUGUCAGAACGCAUCAAGUCCAACCAGAUCCACAAGCUGCUGAAAGAGGAGAAGGAGGAGCUGGCAGACCAAGUUUUGACACUGAAGACACAGGUGGAUGCCCAGCUGCAGGUUGUACGUAAGCUGGAGGAGAAGGAACACUUACUGCAAAGCAGUAUUGGAACAGGCGAGAAAGAACUAGGUCUCCGAACACAGGCCCUGGAGAUGAACAAACGCAAGGCCAUGGAUGCAGCCCAGCUUGCAGAUGAUCUGAAAGCCCAGCUAGAGCUGGCUCAGAAGAAGUUACAUGACUUCCAGGAUGAGAUCGUGGAAAACAGAGUAACUAGAGAGAAAGAGAUGUUCAACUUCAAAAGGGCUGAGGAAGAUAUUUCUAGGUUACGCAGGAAGCUGGAGACCACUAAGAAGCCUGACAUGGUUCCCAACUGUGACGAGAUACUGAUGGAAGAAAUCAAGGAUUACAAGGCCCGCCUGACCUGCCCAUGCUGUAACAUGCGCAAAAAGGAUGCUGUGCUCACAAAGUGUUUUCAUGUCUUCUGUUUUGAGUGCGUGAAAACACGCUAUGACACCCGGCAGCGUAAGUGCCCCAAGUGCAAUGCUGCCUUUGGUGCCAACGACUUCCAUAGGAUCUACAUCGGUUGAUUCUUUCCACUGGAGUGACGGAAAGUUGCCGCUUACGCUGACCACCUAGCCUCCUUCACUUUCUGUGAUUGUCACCUUUGGGGCAGUCAGUGCUUCUGUCAGCUGAUCUGCAGUCUCUUCUGGGAAGCGUGGUUAGGGUAUGGAAAGAAACAGAUGCUGGAUCUUGGUUCCUUUCUUGUCCCUUUUCUUUUAUUCUUGCCCUCAGUUUUUGUGGAUUCUUUGUGCCUGAGAGGACAUUUCCCAUCCAUCACUCACAGUGUCAAGUUGGGAACAUCUAACUGAAGUCCUGCCUUGAUGAGAUGGAAGCUGUCUGUGGUGCAGCAGAGAUAAAUGAGGCCUUUAUUUCAGGAGUUUGCUUUGGAUGUUAAUUAUUAAAUCCCAUCAAGGUAUGGUGGUGUUUCUGAGAGUGAAUAGUUUCCCAGUUAAAGGGCCAAAUAACGAAUGAACAGGUACAUCUGUAGACUUCAGUGGAGUGACUCCUUAGACAUGUAUCUUCCUGAGUCAGGGCAAGAAUCUGUGAAGGCUGGUGCAUUAGUAAACAUCCUCCCUACCCCCAAAAGCAAACGCACAUCUUAUCUUUCUGCUCUUCUGGAUACUAAGAUGUUGGAGAGUCUUUGACAGUAGCAUUCCACUGAUGAACCCUGGUUGAUGUGGACAUCUUCCCCUAGGUUGAGGCAUUGCUGUCAUUGUCCUUAGUUUCCAGAAAAGAAUCUGUAGGGGUUACUUUGUUGCAACUUUGCCACAAAGAAUAAUCUUGUAAUGCACAAAAUCUAAUAAAAGCUGUUGUCUGGGUUA